This is a messenger RNA of Striga asiatica, 1455 nucleotides long. NCBI's taxonomy places the organism in Eukaryota, Viridiplantae, Streptophyta, Magnoliopsida, Lamiales, Orobanchaceae. The record is from the annotation of a GenBank genome assembly.
AUGGCUACUAAUUCUAUUUCUUCUUUUUCUUCUUCUUUGUCCUUGAUGGGUCCUCCAAAUCUUCAACUCAUAGAAGACAUGACCCGAGAUGCUGAAGAAGUCCAGCAAAAUGUGUUGUCUCAAAUCCUAACACAAAAUGCGGAGACCGAAUAUCUCAAAGGCUUGGGUGUCGAUGGGGCCACUGAUCGCGAGACCUUUAAAUCUAAGGUCCCGAUAAGUGGCACCUUCACCGCCCGACAAUCCUUCCCUUACAGCGCCUACACCAGCCCAAACGAGGCCAUCCUCUGCCUCGACACCCACCAAAGCACCUAUGCCCAACUGUUAUGCGGCCUUUACGAACGCGAACAAGUCCUCUCAAUCGGGGCCUCCUUUGCCUCCACCCUACUCCUAGUCAUCAAGUUCCUCGAGCUCAACUGGCAACAACUCGCCCAAAACAUCCGUGCCGGCUCUGUUGACCCCAAUCUCACUCAUGCCUCGACCCGUCAGGCCUUGGCCCGCACAAUGAGACCCGACCCGGACCUGGCCGACCUCAUAACCCGCGAGUGCGCAUGCAGUAAUUGGAAAGGGAUCAUCGCCCGCAUCUGGCCGAAUGUAAAGUACCUGGACGUGAUAGCCACGGGACCCAUGGCCCAGUACAUCCCGGCACUCAACCACUACAGCGGUGGGCUCCCUAUCGCAAGCACCAUAUAUGUGUCCUCCGAGUGCUUCUUCGGGAUCAACCUCAACCCGCUGCGUACCCCUCCCGAGGCGUCGUCCUACACCCUGAUGCCUCACAUGGCCUACUUUGAGUUCCUUCCGCACGGCCGAGGAGGAGAGGGGCCCAUUGACCUGGUCAACGUCGAGCUCGGAAAGGAGUACGAGGUGGUGGUCACGACGCGGACGGGUCUCUACCGGUACCGAAUGGGUGACGUCCUGCGGGUAUCUGGGUUCCAUAAUCGGGCCCCGCAGUUCGUUUUCAUCGGGCGGAAGAGCGUGCUCUCGAGCGUUAACGGGGAGAAGGUGGAUGAGGCCGAGCUGCAGGCAGCAGUGGAGGUAGCUGCAGCGGUUUUAGCUAUGGAGUGUGGGACGGGCUUGGUAGACUACACGAGCCGCACGGACAAUACAGUCUCCCCGGGGCACUACAUUGUGUACUGGGAGCUGCAAGAGAAGGGGAGCCAAGCCUGUGGGGAUGUGUUGGCCAAGUGCUGCCUGGGGGUGGAGGAGUCGUUCAAUUGGGUGUACCGUAUGAUGCGGGCUGCAGAUAGAUCAAUUGGGCCGUUGGAGAUCAGAGUAGUGAGGAAGGGGAGCUUCGAUGAGUUGAUGGAGCACGCCAUCUCGAGGGGAGCUUCCCUUAGUCAGUACAAGGUGCCCAGGUGUGUUAGGUCCAAGGAAAUGGCGGAUCUUCUCGACUCACGGGUCGUAUCCACGCAUUUCAGCCCCUCGAUGCCACAUUGGAUCCCGGAAAAACCUCUGUAG